Clupea harengus (Atlantic herring) is the source of this 1533-nucleotide messenger RNA. It is a transcript of the gene chrnb1l, whose product is annotated as cholinergic receptor, nicotinic, beta 1 (muscle) like. Gene Ontology annotation, cellular component: postsynaptic membrane. NCBI's taxonomy places the organism in Eukaryota, Metazoa, Chordata, Actinopteri, Clupeiformes, Clupeidae. Gene Ontology annotation, biological process: monoatomic ion transmembrane transport. The transcript has 11 exons. Gene Ontology annotation, molecular function: acetylcholine-gated monoatomic cation-selective channel activity; transmembrane signaling receptor activity. Bases 1 to 1416 code for a protein of 471 amino acids. The record is from RefSeq and is a predicted model, not a curated record.
AUGGGAGCCUCAUCUACAGAGCGCCGCCUACUGGAGAAGCUGUUUCAGGAUUACAACCUGAAGGUCCGACCAGCGCUGACAUGGGACGAGAAGGUGAUGGUUCGGGUUGGGAUGACCCUAGUACAGCUGAUGGGCCUGGAUGAGAAGAUUGGCGAGAUGGUCACCAAUGUGUUCAUGAAUAUGGCGUGGACAGACUACCGGCUCUCCUGGGAUCCAAAGGAAUACGACGACAUUGACGUGCUCCGGAUCCCGCCUAACAAGGUGUGGCGUCCAGACAUAUACCUCAUCAACAACAUUGAUGGGCAGUUUGAUGUGGCACUGUAUGUGAAUGUGCUGGUGAGUUAUACUGGAGAGGUGUCAUGGCUGCCCCCAGCCAUCUACCGAAGCAGCUGCUCCAUAGAGGUGUCCUAUUUUCCGUUCGACUGGCAGAACUGCACAAUGGUUUUCCGCUCGUACACGUACGACUCUUCGGAAGUGGACUUGCAGUAUGGACUAGACGAGGACGGCAAUGAGAUCCAUGAGGCUGUUAUAGAUGAGAACGCUUUCACUGAAAACGGCGAGUGGCAAAUUUGUCAUAAGCCGUCCAGGAAGAACGUGGAGGAUGACCUGUACGAGGACAUCACCUUCUACCUGAUCAUCGAGAGGAAGCCGCUCUUCUACAUCAUCAAUAUCAUCGUGCCCUGCAUCCUCAUCAGCGUGCUGGCUAUAUUUGUGUUCUACCUGCCACCUGGUGCAGGAGAGAAGAUGACCCUGUCCAUCUCGGUCCUCAUCGCCCUCACUGUGUUCAUGCUCCUGCUGGCCGACAGAGUCCCAGAGACCUCACUGUCUAUCCCCAUCAUCGUCAGCUACGUCAUGUUCACCAUGAUCCUCGUCACCUUCUCCGUCAUCCUCAGUGUGGUCGUGCUCAACCUCCACCACCGAACGCCCAACACACACCACAUGCCCCUGUGGGUGCGCAAGGCCUUCAUCCACUUCCUGCCCAAGUACAUUGGCAUGCAGAGGCCACACCCAGAAGAGCCUGUGGAGGAGGAGCCAGAUGAUGACACACCCCUCAGUCACCUGGACAGCCGGAGGCCAGGGGGCGAGUACUUCGUCCGCAAGAUCGACCCAGCACUAGUAAUGCCCUGGAGAGGCAGGUGUGACAGUACAGUGCAGCUGCAGCGGUACUUUGACAGUGACAGCUACUGUCUCAUCCUCCCUCCCAACCUCAAGUCUGCUAUCUCCGCUGUCACAUACAUGGCCGAACAGCUGAAGCAACAGGAUACACAUGACACAAUGACUGACGACUGGCAAUACAUUGCCUUGGUGGUGGACCGCCUCUUCUUCUGGCUCUUCGUCAUCAUCACCACACUCGGUACUCUGGCCAUGUUCCUGGACGCCAGCUUCAACUACGCCCCCGACAACCCUUUCCCCUGAGAGAGACGCUCAUGCUUUAUAGAACACUCCAUGCAAGUUCAUGCAUUCUAGAACUCUCCAUACAAGUUCCUGCGUUCUAGAACUCUCCAGACAACGGCUUCAAUCACACUCCUGACA